This is a messenger RNA of Oldenlandia corymbosa var. corymbosa, 2253 nucleotides long. The record is from the annotation of a GenBank genome assembly. Lineage: Eukaryota; Viridiplantae; Streptophyta; Magnoliopsida; Gentianales; Rubiaceae.
AUGAAUUUCUAUGGCGGAUACCACGAUUAUUCCCUCUAUCUCUUCGAUUUGGGCGCCACCGAUCCUACUCUUAUCGAAUCCCUAGCUCGAACCAACGGUUUCCUUGAUGAUAACCGUGAUGAUCAUCACAGUGCCCGAAGUAAUUCCACCCUCAAAUUUGGUCCAGAAUCUGGCCGGCGAAGUCCGCCCAAGCACCGCCACGAUGGCACUUCGCCUCUUCCCUUAGGCAUGGAUUGGAGCCCUGCUCCUCGCGUUUGGGAAGGACGGAAUACUGUCUGGCCACAUGACUUUCAUACCGGAUGGAGUUUUUGUGUCACUGUUCCUUCUUGGACUAUCAUCCCUAAACCCAGGGGUUUAGAUCCCAUAGUGUUUUACAGGGUGCAAGUGGGUAUACAAUCCCCAGAAGGAAUUUCUAGUUCACGAGGAAUACUACGGCGAUUUAGAGAUUUCUUGAAGCUAGCUUCUGAUCUCAAAAAGGAAUUCCCUCGGAAAAAGUUGCCCCCGCCUCCAUCAAAAGGGCUCUUGAGGAUGAAAAGCAAGGAUCUAAUUGAGGAGCGUAGGUCUUCUUUGGGGGAUUGGAUAGAAAAUCUUCUUUCUGACAUUGAUGUAUCAAGGAGCGCAACAGUUGGAAUCUUUCUUGAGCUUGAAGGAGCCGCAAGAUCUUCAUUCUAUGUGGCAAAUCAGAAUGAUUUAGAUCAGAAUUCUCCGGUUGGUUUUAUGGUUACAUCUGAGGAGGACAUGUUAAACCACAUAGAUGGUUCUUUGGUUGCCGGUCCAUCCAUUACAUCAGAGGAUGGAAAUUCUACUUACGAGGCAUCUGACGUAGGUACAUCAAGAAGUGGGAUGAAAAGUUACUCUGAACUUCGCAUGGAGAAUGCAACACAUGAUUCAGCAGUAAACAGUAUCCUGGUUGUAGGCAAGGAUGGGUUUUCUGAUAAUGACGACUUGAGGCCUUCCAAGGUAUCUGUUCAAGAGAGUCGGAAAAAUUUCCAUGAUGGAGGACCAUCAAGAGAUGACAACGCUGCUAUUGACCUACACAGUUUGGGGAUAGGUCCUUUGCAAGUUGUAUCUGAUCAUAGAGGUGAGAAGGAACACUUGACUGAAGCUGAGAAGUGUCCUACAAUACUGUCAAAGGAAAUUCUUGAAAGUGAGGUCUCCGCAUCAAGGCUUGAAGUCCCACAAAUCAAUGAUUCCCCUGCGAGUCAGGAAAUAUUUUCACAUGAUCCGUGCAUCUUAAUUCCAACAGAAGACCAGAGUAAGAUGAACAGGCUUCUCACCACUGUGGAGCAAAGAAUAUCGACUGCAAGGACAGACGUGGAAGACCUCAUAACAAGAUUAAAUCAGGAACUUGCUGUUAGACAAUACCUUUCAACUAAGGUUCAAGAUUUAGAGCUGGAAGUAGAAACCAUGAAUCUGAAUUGGGAAGAAAGUCUGCAGCAAGCUGUUGGUGUUGAAAAGGAGAAAGUUACUCAAGUGCAAUGGGAUAUGGAGGAACUUCGAAGGAAGUGUAUGGAAUUGGAGUUGAUGUUGAGAAAGGAACAGGAGGAGAAAGCUCUUCUUGAUUCAACCAAGAACUCCAUCACUCUUGAUAAUGAUAGGCUGCAGCAGGAAUUGGACGUCACCAGGGAGCAGGUCUCGAUGCUGCUAAAGCAAAAUGAAGAUUUGGGCGUAAAGUCCAAAUUGGACUUGAAAACGCUUGCUAAGGAAGUUAAAUCUCUUCGGAAUUCUCAGUCAGAAUUGAAGCAGGAAAUUGUUAGAUUGACGAAUGAAAAGGUUGGUAUCGAGAGGAUCCUUCAAGAGGAAAUACAAAGAAGGGAGCACUCUGAUGCUGCUAAUGCAAAGUUGUUGCAUGAAUGCAAAGUUCUCCGUAGUCGGCUUGAAGAAUGUAGAAUGCCUUUCCUGAUUGAAGAAGAAAAUAACCUGACUGUAGACACUUCUACACCGUCUGAAGCAAUUGACUUGUUGAGUACAUCAGAUAAUCGAAUAGGUCUUUUACUGGCAGAGGCACAGCUUCUUAGUGAAGAUGUAGAGAAAGAGUCGACGUUUGGAAGUCCCAAUGUGGAUGAUGGACAUAGAAGAGCGCCUGAUGAAGCAAUCAGGAAGGUGCUGGCUGAUGUCUUAGUGGAUUACGCUAGUCUACGGAUACAGAUGAAUUCUCUUCUUCGCGCCGCUCUUAGUACUCGUGAGUCCGAGAAAGAUGCAGAACUUACCUCCCCAAGAGAGAGUUUACUAGGCAAACUUUUGGACAGGUGA